This is a messenger RNA of Fomitopsis serialis, 728 nucleotides long. RefSeq lists its product as uncharacterized. The transcript has 4 exons. NCBI's taxonomy places the organism in Eukaryota, Fungi, Basidiomycota, Agaricomycetes, Polyporales, Fomitopsidaceae. The record is from RefSeq and is a predicted model, not a curated record. The coding region runs from base 197 to 601 and encodes 134 amino acids.
CGUACGCACAUGCUUCCGGAGAGUCGCAGCUUCUUCGGUAACCUCCUCAAGUUUAUGUCGGAGACACUCCGCGUUAUCAGCACGUAUAAAAUGGCAAUCGAUGUGAGGCUGCCGGUCUGCGAAUUCCCUGAACGCGUUGAGCAGCACCUUGCUACAAUCUAUCUCUCGCUUUUCCGUCGUCAUUACAACGUCAACGAUGCGGACGUUGGCGCCCAAUGAGUUUUACGGUCUGCUGGAUGAGACAUGCAAGCAAGUCGUAUCCCACUGGGACACGCACAAGAUGCUCUACCAGAAAAGCCCCACGCCAACACAGCUUCGUGAGCAAUUCGCGGUCACACUAGUCCAGGUGGCUCUGUCGCGGCUAGGAAUCGAUUGGAGACACUUCAUUCUGCCCUGGGUCGAUCGCGACUCGGACAACGGAGACCGCUGGCAUGAUAUCAUUUUGAGAUGGACGACUCCAGGAUUGGUACAUGUUAUAUGCUUUCAAGUCCAGACGACGCAACCGGUUUCGGGACAGUACUCGACGUCAGGAUUUGUUGAUUGCAUAUCGAGCCGUAAGUAUCUUCCCUGCUCGUUCGAAUCCGCAGUGAGCGAUUUGUGAACGUUCUGUACAGUUCCGGAAGCCGUAGCGGACGGGAAGAUGAUGCACGUACCAUAUAUACCUCCCGUGAUGUACGGCUUAUGCAACCUCGUAUCCUUGCAGCUAUCUCGUGUACGCCCACGAUGCC